UGGCGGAGUGAGAGCUGGCGGAGGAAGAAGCAGCGUCUGUGGUUCACCUUCUGAAACAAACAGGAAGCCAGACGCGCUCCUGUCCACCUGCGAGGACUCAGGACAGCGUGGGGAGUCAGCUGGAGUCGUGGUUUUUUUUAUAUCACGUAGCCUACACUUUUCUCUUUUUUUUUUUUUGCAUGUGAAACUCCCCGGUGGUGAAGACAUGUAUUAACUUUCAGCUGCUCAGCCGGUUCAUUCUUCAGCGACCUCACACCGGAGAGAAACUCAAGAUGUUGAGUCCCAGCCGCUGUCCAGACACCCUCAGAGAGGAGCAGCAGCACAGGAAAUAAGACACUUCAGGAGACGGCAGGUCCUUAUGGUUGAGGUGGUGUGUGUUGCCCCUUGCCAUGCCUCCUGCCAUGACAGACCUCCUGGACAUAUGGGCGGCCCACUCGCCCCUGGCUGGCCAUGCUCUGGACCAGAUCACUGUGGACUUUCUGCUGCCCACCGGUAUCUACAUCCAGAUGGAUGUUCCACAAGAGGCCACCAUUCAGCACAUCAAACUGCUCUUAUGGAAGCAGGCUCAAUCGUUCCCACUGUUUCCCGCUCUGGGCGAGAUGGAGAGCCACAUGUUCGAGUGCGUCAACCAGGCGGCCGUGCACGAAGAACUGGAGGACGAGACUCGCCGGCUGUGCGACGUCCGUCCUUUCCUGCCAGUCCUCAAGCUGGUGACGCGCAACUGCGGCAGAGCGGAGCGCCUGUUGGACUCCAAAAUUGGUGUGCUCAUUGGCAAGGGUCUCCAUGAACUUGACGCCAUAAACGACCAGGAGGUGAAGGACUUCCGCGGUAAGAUGUUUCGUUUGAGUGAAGAGAGGAUGCAGGGAGUCCAGAUGAUGACAUGCAUGGAGUGGCUGCAGGCCUGCUUCUCCCCACAGCUGGAUCUGAGCGCAGGGACGCCUGUCACGGAAGGGCUCAACGACAGACAGGCUGACCUGAAAGUCAUCAUCCACUUCGAUCAGUCUCAGGACUCAGCCAGUGUGAUGGUGCUGUCGUCCUGCACCCCCACCGAGCUGAUGGAGCAAGCUGUGAGGAAGUGGCUGACCACCCACGGUCCUGAGGAGGAGGCAUGGCGGGGUCAGUAUGUACUGAGAGUCAGCCACUGCCUGGAGUUCCUGUGUGGAGACGAACCCCUGAGUCAGUAUAAGUACAUCCGCGAAUGCAUGCAAGCCAAGGAGCCUCCACACCUCACCCUGGUCAACACCAGCACCGUGAAGGCCAUGUUUGACAAAGAAAUCUCUGCCAUCGGAGCCGUGGUCAGCCGCAAGUCCUCCAACCCACCUUUGCCACUACCUCCUAAGAGAAGGGUUCCCACGCAGGUACAGGCAUUUGUGUGGGACGUGUCUACCCCGUUUAGGAUCGUCCUGCUGAAAGGCAGCAAGGUGAACGCAGAGGAGAAUGCUAAGGUCCAGGUGAGGGCGGGGCUCUUCCACGGCACCGAGCUGCUGUGUAAGCCGGCGGUGAGCAGCGAGAGCAGCGGACGCUCGGAUCACACGUGGAAAGAGAGCACGCUGGAGUUUGACCUCUCCGUCUGCGACCUGCCGCGCAUGACCCGCCUCUGCUUCGCUAUCUACGCCGUCAUGGAUAAAGUGAAAAAGACCAAGUCCACCAAAAACUCUCACACAAACAAGUACCAGACCAUCCGCAAGGCAGGGAAAGUGCACUACCCCAUAGCCUGGGUCAACACCAUGGUGUUUGACUACAAAGGUCAGCUGAAGACCGGGGACAUCAUCCUGCACUGCUGGUCUUCAUUUCCUGAUGAACUUGAAGAGAUGUUGAACCCCAUAGGAACAGUCCAGACCAACCCAUACACUGAGAACGCUACAGCUCUGCACAUCCACUUCCCAGACUGCUCGUCACACCCUAUCAUCUUCCCUCCUUUCGACAAGAUACUGGAAAAAGCUGCAGAGAUUGCCCGAGCUAGUGACUGUGCACCCAUGGGUCGUGGAGGUAAGAAGUUCCACAUCGAGCUGAAGGAGAUCAUGGAGCGUGACGCGCUCUCCCAGCUGUGUGAGAACGAGAAGGAUCUGAUCUGGACACUACGCUACGACUGUCGGGAGAACUUCCCUCAGUCGCUGCCAAAGCUGCUACUCUCUGUCAAGUGGGGCAAACAUGAGGACAUGGCCCAGCUCCAGGCGCUCCUUCAGAUCUGGCCCAAACUGUGUCCCAGAGAUGCUCUGGAGCUCCUGGACUUCAACUACCCCGACCAGUAUGUCAGAGAAUACGCUGUGGGCUGUCUGCAGGACAUGAGUGAUGAGGAGCUGUCACAGUACUUGCUACAGUUGGUGCAGGUGUUGCGUUAUGAGCCCUACUAUGACUGUGCCCUCACACACUUCCUGCUGAGGCGCGCUCAAGGGAAUCGCAAGAUCGGACACUUCCUCUUCUGGCAUCUACGGUCAGAGAUACACAUGCCCGCUGUGUCUGUGCAGUUCGCCCUCAUCCUGGAGGCCUACUGCAGAGGCAGCAUCCCUCAUAUUGAGAUCCUAAAGAAACAGGUGGAAGCGCUGAGUAAGCUAAAGUCUGUGAACGAGCUAAUCAAGCUGGGAACUAUCAAGAACGCUCGAAGUAAAACUAAGGAGGCCAUGUUGACCAAGGAGGCCAUGAUGACGUGUCUGAGGCAGAGCGGCUACACAGAGACUCUUUCGGACCUGCACUCUCCUCUGAACCCCAACGUCCUGCUGUCAGGCAUCAACGUGGAGAGGUGUCGGUACAUGGACUCUAAGAUGAAGCCGCUCUGGAUUGUUUACAACAACAAGCUGCUGGGGGGAGAGAGCCUGGGAAUCAUCUUCAAGAACGGAGACGAUCUGAGGCAAGACAUGCUGACCCUCCAGAUUUUGAGGUUGAUGGAUCUACUUUGGAAGGAGGCGAAUCUGGACCUAAGAAUCGUACCGUACGGGUGCCUUGCGACAGGCGACCGAGCAGGCCUGAUCGAGGUCGUCUCUUCAGCCGACACAAUUGCAAACAUCCAGCUGACCAGCAGCAACGUGGCAGCAGCUGCAGCCUUCAACAAGGACGCAUUACUCAACUGGCUCAAAGAGAGGAACUCCAGUGAUGCUCUCGAGCGUGUCAUCGAGGAGUUCACUCUGUCAUGUGCAGGCUACUGUGUAGCCACCUACGUCCUGGGCAUUGGAGACCGGCACAGCGACAACAUCAUGGUCCGCAGCACUGGGCAGCUCUUCCACAUAGACUUCGGUCACAUCCUGGGCAACUUCAAGUCAAAGUUUGGCAUCAAGAGGGAGCGUGUGCCGUUCAUCCUCACACACGACUUCAUCCACGUCAUCCAGCAGGGCAAGACGGGAUACACCGAGAAAUUUGGCAGUUUCCGUCAGUACUGUGAGGAAGCCUAUCUAAUCCUGAGGAAGAACGGGAACCUCUUCAUCACGCUGUUCGCCCUAAUGCUGACCGCUGGACUCCCUGAGCUCACCUCAGUCAAAGACAUCCAGUACUUAAAGGACUCUCUGGCGCUGGGUAAAACAGACGAGGAUGCACUGAAGCAGUUCCGGCAGAAGUUCGAUGAGGCCCUGAGGGAGAGCUGGACGACCAAAGUCAACUGGAUGGCCCACAAUGUGGCCAAAGACAACCGCUCGUAGAGCAGCUGAGAGGCCCCAAAGGUGUGGUCAGGGGUCAAGAGGACACAGAGCAGUUUGUGUGUGCAAAGGAGGAAACCGUGUACCAAGCAGACAGGGUUAGAGCCGCCCUGAUUUAAAGAAGGGAAUCUUGCAGAAAAUCCACAAAAUAAGCAGAUUCAGCCCCGCGUACUGUACCUACAGACUCUACACAGUUCAGUUGGUCUGCACCCUUAUUUUCUGUUUCCCUCCUCGCCUCAUGGUUGUGUGACAUUUCUGUGUAAUCACGGUGGGUAAAAUCAUUGCAAGUUUUGCACAGGCACAACAGCAGAUGGAGCACAUAGCCAAAAGGAAGGGAACUGAAGUGCCCCGCUCUGCCCACACUAAAGAUGAACGCUCCCUGAGGACAGAUAUGGUUGAACAUUGUCAGACAGACUUGAAAACUCUGGACUCUCUGAGGGGGAAAAAGGUCUGGCUGCACAUCUGUGGCGAUAAGAGACGAGUGUGGAAGGGGUGGACUUAAAAAGAGACAGAAACGUCUGACCCCCAUGUCUUAAAACAACGUGCACAACGCCCACUGGAAGUGCAUCUUAACGGUCUCUCUCCUGCUGCCUCUAAGCGUGCCUCAAAACUACAGGAAGAUUGUAUUUUUAAGACUUUUUUUUUUAUUUCGCCAUGUUAGAAUUUAUCACAAGAUGUUUAUGUGCCAGACUACUUUAUUGGAAAUGUUGUUUUAGGGAAAUAAUGAUGAAAGAGAAGGAUCAAUUAGAGGAAAAGUGCCCUAAGCCCUUCAGUCCAGUGUUUGACUCUCAGCUCAAUGAAAUCCUCCAACACUGGAAUUUUAUCAGACAGAUAUUUAAACACUUCAAAAAGUCUUUUAACAAACUUCACACUUUAUUUUAAGUGUUUUUUGUUUUUUAGAUGAUGACAUGAUUUGUUUUUUCUUUUCUAAAUUAUUAAAUCAAGAGAUUCGUGGAGAUGUCAGCCACCCCACUCCUGCCAGCACCAGGACGUCUAAACUCACUGAUGCUUUUAACCUGAGCGGACCAAACCAGGAGCAGAUCUGAUGUAAUUUAAUUGUUCAUACUGUUUUUAAUUAUUUGUGUCUGAAUUGAAUGUGAAAUACGUGCCGCUCUCCUUUCAGAUGUAUUUGUUUUUAUAUGAGCAGAUGUGGGCGGAGUCUGGGGCCUGUGUGGGCGGGGUUUAUCAGUAGGGACAUUACACUGCGAUGCAAAGCUACUUCCUAAUUUCCGACACACGGUGCUCCUCAGCAUCCGCAUCUGUGAUUCAUAUUUGUGCAAUAUCCGAGUAUAUGAACCAUAUCUCAUUAUAUGACACCUUGGGCCCGGGCCUAAGCCUAUAAUGGUUUUUCUCUCUCUGUCGGUGUUCGUGUGAUGCAGCUGUACUUCGCACCACUAGCCUUCAAAAGUCUUAGACACUGGAUAUUGUCAAAUGUACAGGCUUUUAUUGUUUUGCUGUUUUUUUUCAUAGGAGUUUUAUUAAAGUUAUUUUCCACUGCGCCCCA
Messenger RNA from Notolabrus celidotus (New Zealand spotty), 5130 nucleotides. It is a transcript of the gene pik3cb, whose product is annotated as phosphatidylinositol-4,5-bisphosphate 3-kinase, catalytic subunit beta. The coding region runs from base 390 to 3629 and encodes 1079 amino acids. Gene Ontology annotation, molecular function: 1-phosphatidylinositol-4-phosphate 3-kinase activity; 1-phosphatidylinositol-3-kinase activity. The transcript has 24 exons. Gene Ontology annotation, biological process: phosphatidylinositol 3-kinase/protein kinase B signal transduction; phosphatidylinositol-mediated signaling; phosphatidylinositol-3-phosphate biosynthetic process. Gene Ontology annotation, cellular component: phosphatidylinositol 3-kinase complex; plasma membrane; cytoplasm. The record is from RefSeq and is a predicted model, not a curated record. NCBI's taxonomy places the organism in Eukaryota, Metazoa, Chordata, Actinopteri, Labriformes, Labridae.